AUGGGGCCAGACAGAGUCUCUUCAGCCUUGGAGCCAACUACCGGCGCCGACCAACCCGAAACAGAACCUUGCAAACCGAUCAACUACUGGACCGGACUCGACACGACUCUGCUCCUGAAGAGGCUGAAGCAGGAGGGAGACUCAGAUCAAAGUCAAACCUGCUCCACGACUCUGCACGUCCAGCAGCUGCAGAGGCUCCACAGGCUCCUGGCCUCAGAUUACCCAGAAUGCUCUGAGGGUGAGGAGCUGAGCACAGAGGUUCUGAACAUCACCCUGGACUUCCUGAAGAAGAUGGACCAGGAGCAUCUGGCCCAGCGUCUGCAGAACUGUACGACCAACCCAAACCCACAUACAACAGGGACUGAAGUUGGAGUUCACUGUGAGAAACUGAAGAGGCAUCUGCAGCAGAGAUUCAGUCGUGUGUUUGAGGGCGUGGCUAAAGCAGGAGACUCCGCCCCCCUGACCCAGAUCUACACAGAGCUCUACAUCACAGAGGGCGGAGCCUCAGAGGUCAACCAGGAACAUGAGGUCAGACACAUGGAGACGGCGUCCAGGAGACCGGCCGCUCCAGAGACCAUCACAUGUGAAGAGCUCUUUAAACCCCGCCCACAUUCACCACAGCCAAUCAGAUUAGUGCUGACGAAGGGCGUGGUCGGUGUGGGGAAAACAGUGCUGACUCAGAAGUUCAGUCUGGACUGGGCUGAAGGCCGGGCCCACCAGGACCUCCAGCUGCUGUUCCCGUUCACUUUCAGAGAGCUCAAUGUGCUCAGAGACACACAGUUCAGCCUGGUGGAGCUGCUGCACCACUUCUUCAGUCCAUCCAAAGAUCUCUGCAGCUUCCAACAGCUCCAUGUGCUCUUCAUCUUUGACAGUCUGGACGAGUGCAGACUUCCUCUGGACUUUGGCCGAACCCGGGUCCUGACCGACCCCACAGAGUCCGCCUCAGUGCACGUGCUGCUGGUGAACCUCAUCAGGGGGAGCCUGCUUCCCUCCGCUCGCCUCUGGAUAACCACGCGCCCCGCCGCGGCCAAUCAGAUCCCUGCUGAGUGCGUCUCCAUGGUGACAGAGGUGCGAGGGUUCACCGACCUGCAGAAGGAGCAGUACUUCAGGAAGAGGUUCAGAGACCAGGCCACAGCCGUCAUCUCCCACAUCAAGAGCGUCCGCAGCCUCCACAUCAUGAGCCACAUGCCGAUCUUCUGCUGGAUCCUCUCCACAGUUCUACAGAAGCUUCUGGAACAAACAGAGGAACCAGAGCUGCCCUGGACUCUCACACAGGUGUACGUCCACUUCCUGGUGGUGCAGGCCAAAGUCCAGAACAUCAAGUAUCACCAGGGAUCAGGGGAAAACCUUCGCUGGACUCCAGAGACCAGGGAGAUGGUGAAGUCUCUGGGAAAACUGGCCUUUGAGCAGCUGCAGAAAGGAAACCUGAUCUUCUACGAGAGUGACCUGAGCGAGUGUGGGCUGGACGCUGCAGCGGCCUCAGUGUACUCCGGAGUGUUCACACAGGUCUUUAGAGAGGAGCCAGCCCUGUACCAGGACAAAGUCUACUGCUUCAUCCAUCUGAGUGUACAAGAGUUUCUGGCUGCUCUUCAUGUCCAUCAGACCUUCUUCAGCUCUGGAGAGAACCUGCUGGAGACACCACACUCCUCUAAGAGUCCAGACCCUAAAGCCUUCUACUGCUCUGCUGUGGACCAGGCCUUACAGAGUCCAAACGGACACCUGGACCUGUUCCUGCGCUUCCUCCUGGGGCUGUCUCUGCCGACCAAUCAGAGGCUGCUGUGGGGUCUGCUGACUCACACAGGAAGUGAACGGACCAGUCAGAGGACAGUAAAGUACAUUAAACAGAAGCUGGAUGAAGAGGGUCUGUCUGCAGAGAGAAGAAUGAACCUGCUCCACUGUCUGAACGAACUCAACGACCACAGUCUGAUGAAGCAGAUGCAGUGGUACAUGAGAGGAGGACGUUUCUCUGAUAGACACAUGUCUCCUGCUCUGUGGUCUGCUCUGUCCUUCGUCUUACUGUCCUCAGACUCAGACCUGGAGGAGUUUGACCUGAGGAAAUACCAGGGCUCAGAGACAGCUCUCCUGGGUCUGCUGCCGGUGGUCAGAGCCUCCACCAAAGCCCUUCUUUGUGGCUGUGGCCUGUCCCCUCACAGCUGUGGUCCUCUGGCCUCAGUCCUCAGCUCCUCCAGUCUCACACAUCUGGAUCUCAGUCACAACGACCUCCAGGACUCAGGAGUGGAGCUGCUGUGUUCUGGACUGAAGAGCGCCCCCUGCAGACUGGAGAUGCUCAGGCUGUCUGGAUGUCUGGUCUCAGAGAGGGGCGGGGCUGCUCUGGCCUCAGCUCUGAGCUCCGCCCCCUCCCACUUCAGAGAGUUGGACCUGAGCUACAACCAUCCAGGACCCUCAGCAGAGCUCCUGACCGCUCUACGGGACCAGCGCCCCCUGCUGUCUGUCAGGUUGGAUCCUGCUGGAGAGUGUUGGAUGGUCCCAGGUCUCAGAAAAUACUCCUGUGAGUUCUCUCUGGACCCAAACACAAUUCACACAAUUCUCAAACUGUCUGAGGAGAAACAGGAAGUCACCUGGAUGAGAGAGGAGCAGCUGUAUCCAGAUCAUGAGGACAGAUUCACAGACCAGACUCAGGUCCUGAGCUCCACUGGCCUGAGGGGGCGCUGUUACUGGGAGGUGGAGUGGAGAGGGGGGGUCGAUAUAGCAGUGAGCUACAGAAGAAUCAGACGGAGAGGAGUAAGAGAGGAGAGUAAAUUUGGAGAAAAUGAUCAUUCAUGGUGUCUUCGAGUCAUGAAUGGACGAUACACUGUCGUCCACAACAGCACAGCAAGAUACUCUCCACGAGGACCUUCAGUAGUAGAUGAUGUGUCCGUUGGCAGAGUGGGUGUGUUCCUGGACACUGAGGUUUUAUCUUUGUCCUUCUAUGACGUCCACCCUGAUGGAGAACUGUUCCAUCUCUACACUUUCACUUCCUCUUUCACUGAGCCUCUGUUCCCUGGGUUUGGGCUGUGGUGGGAUAAGAGUUCAGCGUCUGUGGUGAAAGUGAAAACACAGUGACAUAAAAGAAGGAUUCUGUGUAACUUUAUGACUUUGUGAAGUGUGUGUGGU
Molecule: messenger RNA, 3114 nt
Organism: Boleophthalmus pectinirostris (great blue-spotted mudskipper)
Lineage: Eukaryota; Metazoa; Chordata; Actinopteri; Gobiiformes; Gobiidae
Product: NACHT, LRR and PYD domains-containing protein 12-like
Exons: 9
Coding region: 1-3063 (1020 amino acids)
Molecular function (GO): protein binding
Source: RefSeq, a predicted model, not a curated record